This is a messenger RNA of Fusarium musae, 480 nucleotides long. RefSeq lists its product as uncharacterized. Gene Ontology annotation, molecular function: oxidoreductase activity. Gene Ontology annotation, cellular component: cytoplasm. The coding region runs from base 1 to 480 and encodes 159 amino acids. Lineage: Eukaryota; Fungi; Ascomycota; Sordariomycetes; Hypocreales; Nectriaceae. The transcript has 2 exons. The record is from RefSeq and is a predicted model, not a curated record.
AUGCUGGACAAAGAAGUGAUCGUCAUUGUCGGAGCGGGUUGUAUUGGACUCUGCACCGCAUACAAUUUGUCCAAGACUCUCAGCUUGCAAGGCGCUGAAUAUGAUAUCAUUGUCGUUGAUGCCUCUGAUAGACCAUUCCCCGCUGCCUCAUCAGCUUGCACAGGCUGUUUUCACUACUAUUUCCCUGGCCCAUUGAGCAAGCCGCUAGAGCCUCUCGGAAAAUACUCGUUCGAUCUUUGGGCGAAGGAAGCAGAGCACAUCGAUUUCAGACUCACAACAGGAUACCGGUCAAAUUCUUCCUAUGGUAUUCUUGAAGGUGACGGGAAGGGUCUUGAUAAGCUUCCAAACUGGGUCAAGCCAGACGCCUCUUGGAACGUCGAUACAAAAGUCUUGGGCGACAGCACAGCAACAGUGACUUACUCUGACUUCAAGGAACCCCAAUGGCUUAUGCGAAUGGCUGGUACAGCAAUGCCUUGCUAG